Molecule: messenger RNA, 1372 nt
Organism: Ipomoea triloba (trilobed morning glory)
Lineage: Eukaryota; Viridiplantae; Streptophyta; Magnoliopsida; Solanales; Convolvulaceae
Product: KHG/KDPG aldolase-like
Exons: 10
Coding region: 50-847 (265 amino acids)
Molecular function (GO): lyase activity
Source: RefSeq, a predicted model, not a curated record
AAAAGUUAACAAUAUCUUCCAAGUUCCAAUCCUUUUCAUAUUCUCGGAAAUGGCGGUUGGGAGCUGUAGUCUACCGCUUCCUCUUUCUCAAAUGACCCGGAUUUCCUCUUCAUCAGCAUCAACAAGAGAAAGGAAGAUUACGUCUAAGUGUAAAUUGAACUGUGUCUCCCCUAACACUCUUAGUGACAGUGUCUCCGAUAAAGCCUUGCUAGAUAUCCAAAAUUCUGGAGUCAUUGCGUGUCUCCGUGCUCCAAGUGCAGAAGUGGCCAUGGAAGCUGCGCUUGCUGCACUUGAUGCUGGAAUCUCCGUGCUGGAAAUUGUAGUGUCAACUCCAGGUGUGUUUGAGGUAUUAAGAAAAUUAGUCCAUUGUUAUCCCACAAAAACUAUAGGAAUUGGAACUGUAUUGUGUGCAAAAGAUGCCAAAGAUGCGAUUGAGUUUGGAGCCAAGUUUCUUAUGAGUCCUGUAUUAGUGAAGGACAUUCUAGUUGGUCUUUCAGGAGAUGAGGCUCUGUAUAUACCUGGAGCAAUGACCCCAACAGAGAUAUUAUCUGCCUUCCGUAUGGGUGCCAAGAUUGUCAAGGUAUAUCCUGUCUCAGCAUUGGGAGGAACUAAGUAUAUUUCCGCACUGAAAAGGCCAUUCUCUCAUAUUCCAAUGGUAGCAUCUCAGGGGAUAACGAUAGAUUUAGUUGGGGAAUAUAUUGCUCAGGGAGCAUCGGCAGUUGUUUUGUCAGAUGCUAUAUUCGAUAAGAAGGCAAUGAGCCUACGUAAUUUCAGUGCAGUACAUCAACUAGCCUCCCGUGCAGCUCUGCUGGGAAAAGAAGCUGUAAAAAGGAGAAGCGGUGGCUAGAACCAUUUUGAGUUCUUAUAGUGAGCCUGAUGACAAAAUUGUCAAAGCAAAAUGGUGCAGUCCUGAAGAGUAGACUGUAAUGGCUAAUCACCAAAUAGCAUCUAUUGUUGGCAGUUGUUCUCCUGGGGUUCUUUAGCUGUUCUCUUCUACAGAUGAUAAACUCCGUUCUUAUGUAACUGCUUGCAAAUUACAUAAGAGAGAUAAAUUGUACUAGGUAAAUUUCGUGCAGUGCAUCGGGCUCAACUAAGAAGUUAUUGACAAAAAUCAAACUCAUGAGCCUUUCGAUACGAACAUUAUGCUCAUCUACUUAGCUAGACUGUCCCGUCUUGUUUUCUAAUUAUGUGGACGCACAUGCUUUUUAGCUCAGCAUAGUUCGGGGUAUGCCUUGUGGAUGUUGCACAUAUUUUUUCUUAGUAACAUAUUUAUCGUUACUAGAGAUUGUGAUUGUAUUUACUUUCAAGUAUUUUAAAAUGUAAUACUAAUUAUAGUUUUAAUAUGAUUUCUAGAAACUUUUCGAUUUGGUAA